Molecule: messenger RNA, 2709 nt
Organism: Westerdykella ornata
Lineage: Eukaryota; Fungi; Ascomycota; Dothideomycetes; Pleosporales; Sporormiaceae
Product: seprase
Exons: 1
Coding region: 243-2597 (784 amino acids)
Biological process (GO): proteolysis
Molecular function (GO): serine-type endopeptidase activity; dipeptidyl-peptidase activity
Source: RefSeq, a predicted model, not a curated record
CCGGUGUGCGCAUAAUGAUGGCUCCAAGUACUUUAAGGGAACGGUCCGCCAUCUGCAGACGCACUGGAGCUCCUUGGUUGCUCUUGUGCAACGUGGUACGUCUUCACUUUCGCACGCGGCGCGCAUCGGCUGGGGAAAGAUAGAUUGGAGCUUGCUUGCUCCCAUUUAUCUUAAAUAUCUUUCCAUUCCCCCCUCAGCGGCACAGCAACCUUGGGUUUGUGAAUUCCCGCGCUGUUCUCGUCAUGAUGAAAUUUCUCACUCUUUUGGCUGCGAGCCUUCCGCUGAUUACCGCCAUUGACCCUCCACGAUUCCCACAUCAACCGAAAGGGAAUGGGACGAAACGCCUGACGUACAAUAUUACGACCGACUCACCUGGUCAGUUAACUCCUUCGACGCGCGCCCUUACCUGGAUAAGCACGGGCGCGGACGGGGAUUAUGUCUUCGUUGGCGAGGAUGGUUCCUUCAUCUUCGAGAACAUCGCAACCGGCUCGCAACGGACAUUCUUGUCUGCGGAUAAGGUACCCGCGGAUUACUGGGAGUACUGGAUCUCGCCAGACGCCAGCCGCGUGCUCUGGGCUGUGAAUUAUACGAAGCAGUACCGCCAUUCAUAUUUCGCAGAUUACUUGGUCCAAGACGUGGAGACGGGGAACCUGACAUCCCUGGUCCCUGGCUCUCAAGGCGACAUUCAAUAUGCAGAAUUCAGCCCGGUCUCGUCAUCGCAGAUUGCAUUCGUCCAAGGCAACAACUUGUACGUUUGGAACGAUGGACAGAUUAAGCAGAUCACGAAAAAUGGCGGGCCGGAUAUGUUCAACGCGGUGCCUGACUGGGUGUACGAGGAGGAAACUUUUGGAGACCGCUACACUCUCUGGUAUUCUCCUGAUGGAAAAUACAUCGCAUUCCUGAGCUUCAAUGAGACCGGGGUGGAGACCUUCCGUGUCCCAUAUUACAUGGAUGGCAAGAAGGUUGCGCCAGUAUACCCACGCGAACUGGAGCUUCGAUACCCCAAGGUCGGGACCAAGAAUCCUACUGUGCAGUUCAACCUGCUGGAUGUUGAGGCUGGUUCGUAUGCUACCCUACCAAUCGAGGCAUUCCCGGAAGACGACCUUGUUGUUGGCGAAGUGGCCUGGGUUACGAAAGAACACGGCAAGGUCCUUUACCGCGCAUUCAACCGUGUGCAAGAUCACGAAAAGGUGGUCAUCGUUGACGUUGCCUCCGGAUCCUCCUCUGUUACACGUGAGCGUGACGGCAGCGACGGAUGGAUCGAAGACAACGUUGUGGUUACUUACAUUGGUCCCCUCGGAAACUCGUCCUACAAUGGCAACACAGAGUACUACUUGGACCUAUCUGACGAAAGCGGGUGGAAUCAUCUAUACCUCUUCCCCGUCAAUGGUGGCGAGAAAAUUGCUUUGACGUCAGGAGAGUGGGAAGUUUUGUCCAUUAUUAAGAUCGACCGUAAGCGUGGCCUUGUCUACUACACUUCGACCGAGCAUCACAGUACGGAGAGCCAUCUGUACUCUGUUUCGUUCUCCGGCAAGAAGACACCACUGGUCGAUAACACUGUACCAGCUAUGUGGACCGCCUCCUUCUCGUCAGGCGGAUCGUACUAUGUCCUCCGUUACGCUGGUCCGGACGUUCCUUACCAGGAGCUGUACGCCGUAAACUCGACAAAGCCUAUUCGCACCAUUGUCGAUAACAAACGCCUUUACGAUACACUCCAGACUUAUAACCUGCCCAACAUAACCUAUCUCGAACUCGCACAUCCAGAUGGAUUCACCCUGGAUGCUAUGCUGCGCCUCCCACCGGACUUCGACCCCUCCAAGAAGUAUCCUAUGCUGCUCAUUCCCUAUGGGGGACCUAACGCUAAGGAAGUCACGAAGACCUUUAGCGCACUGAACUGGAAAGCCUACAUUGCGGCAGAACCCGAACUAGAGUACAUCACCUUGACCGUCGACAACAGAGGCACUGGGCGCAAAGGCCGCGCUUUCCGCUCAGCGGUUGCAUCCAACCUGGGAGAUCUUGAAGCGCAGGACCAGAUUUGGGCCGCGAAGGAGCUUGCCAAGAAUCCUUGGGUGGACAGCAAGCAUAUUGGAAUCUUCGGCUGGUCGUAUGGAGGCUAUCUCUCCUCCAAGGUCGUGGAGCGCGCUGACCCCAUCAUCUCGUUCGCUCUCAUCACUGCGCCCGUGUCUGACUGGCGCUUUUACGAUUCCAUCUACACGGAGCGGUACAUGAAAACCCCCGAUAUUAACCCCGAGGGAUACAACAAGUCCCGUGUGCACGAUACCACGGGUUUCAAGAACAUCGCCGGCGGUGUCGUGAUCCAGCACGGCACUGGCGACGACAAUGUGCACUUCCAGAACUCAGCUGCUCUCGUGGACUUGCUGAUGGGAGACCGCGUCACGCCAGAGAAGCUGCAAGCGCAGUGGUUCACUGACUCGGACCACAGCAUCGUGUAUAACAAUGGCGGGAAGUUUCUGUAUAGGCAGCUGAGUAAGAAGCUGUACGAGGAGAAGCAGAGGACUGAGGAUUCAAGAGGUGGACAUCAGUGGAGCAGGAGAGGCGCACAUGGUGGUAGCCUUGUGGCGAGGGAAGGGACAUGAUUGUCGCUUUGAUAACGAAUGAUUUGCUAAUAUCAUAGGUGGCCAUGCUGCGAUCUUCUGUUGUUCUAUUCUAGUAAGCAUGCACAGUCGCUGCCAAAUAAUAAAUGUUGGA